AUGGAAGUCUCAUUAACAUCCCAGGCAACAUCAAUCGCGACAGACACCUAUGGCCAUCAAGUCGCUGUUUCUACGAUUGAUGGAAAAAUCUCAUUUUUUUCGGCGCAAAAUCUUACUCUGAAAUCCACAAUUGAAAUCAAAGAAGCGACGCCAAAUUCUCUUUCAUUCUCAUCAAAUCAAUUCGGAUCCCAGCUAGCUGUCGGUUUGUCAAACGGAAAUCUACUUGUUUAUGCGAACAAAGGACCAAAUUACCAAUUAAACUAUACAAUCCAAGCACACAGAGCAUCAAUCACAUCAGUCGCCUUCCAUCCCACACAGAACAUUAUUGCUACUUCCUCACUUGAUGGAACAUUUGCUAUUCAUUCAUUUAAAGAAAAUAAAUGGGUUUCAGUUACAACAGAAGCCUCAAAGAUGGGCUUAACAUGUUUGUGCUGGGGCUCAGAUAGCGCUAACCCUAAUGCCAUCCAAACUGUCUUCGUUGGUGGCGUAGAUGGAACAGUUGCAGUAUAUCUUAACUCAACAGUGUCAGAUUCUUGGGAUCUCGGAUCUAUUGCCCAGGUUCAUAACGGUUGGGUUAGAAGUAUUGCGGCACCAACAUCUGUUAGUGGUGGCGCUCAAAAAGUUGCUACAAUCGGUGAUGAUAAUAUCGCUGCUGUUAUUAGAUUUACUUCGAACCAAUUAACUGUCAAUUAUACAGGCCAACUCCCAGCGCAAUCUUCUGGAGUUUCGUGGGCUAUGGUCGAUAAAACUCUUGUUGUUAGUCAAAUUGAUGGAAAAACUACAAUGUGGAAAGAGGACCAGAACGGAAAUCUCGUUUUGAUCCAGGAAUAA
Messenger RNA from Trichomonas vaginalis G3, 831 nucleotides. RefSeq names its product positive regulation of TORC1 signaling. The transcript has a single exon. Gene Ontology annotation, molecular function: structural molecule activity; protein binding. Lineage: Eukaryota; Parabasalia; Trichomonadida; Trichomonadidae. The coding region runs from base 1 to 831 and encodes 276 amino acids. The record is from RefSeq and is a predicted model, not a curated record. Gene Ontology annotation, biological process: protein import into nucleus; COPII-coated vesicle budding. Gene Ontology annotation, cellular component: COPII vesicle coat; nuclear pore outer ring.